Messenger RNA from Nasonia vitripennis (jewel wasp), 752 nucleotides. Its product is annotated as BEN domain-containing protein 5-like. The transcript is spliced from 4 exons. Bases 241 to 597 code for a protein of 118 amino acids. The record is from RefSeq and is a predicted model, not a curated record. NCBI's taxonomy places the organism in Eukaryota, Metazoa, Arthropoda, Insecta, Hymenoptera, Pteromalidae.
ACUCCUGAAGAACCUAUAGUUCCACGUCAUGAGGCACCUGCAGGUUCUCCACAUUGACGUGAUCCGAUAAAUGGAAGACGAGAUAGAAAUAUAAUCCAUAACCCACGAAGGCUUUUUGUACAAAGGCCUGUGGAACCUGUCGCAGUUGAUCCAGAUGAGCGAGAAAUAAAUUUAUACAUUACUCCUGAUGCUACAGAUGUUGAUCCUGAAGGAAAAGUAAAGUAUCAAAUCGAUAACAAUAUGAUUUAUUUGGGCAAUGGUAAAUCCGUCAACACAGAAUUCUGGGAAUUCCUCAAAACACGUGGAGAUUACAUAUUUCUGAGAGAAACGGCGGAACUUAUUUGCACCAAACAAAAACUUGUUAAUAGAUGUAUUAAGCCGUCAAAAGUAUCAAUUAACAUACGGAACCGAAGUCCUCGAAAAGUGAUUACACCAAGAAAAUAUUUUUUGGUCAGAGAAUUAUUCAAAGAUUACAUGGAAGAGAGAAAGUACAAUGACGCAAAGAAAAGAGAAUUAAUUUCCAAAUUUAAUCGACAACUUGGUUAUAAAAUCAAGGACUUAAGAAGAUCUUUGAACUAUGAGGAAGACGAGGAAUAAAGGAGAUCAUUUUGAAAGACUUCAAAAAAAUAAUUUUAGUUUUAAGUAUUUCACAAGCGAGUUAUUCUAAUAUUUAUUAAUGGUUAUUGUUUAAAAACAAUAUUCUAUGUUUCAUUGAAAGUUUCAUAAUUUUCUAUAGGUUAUUAACCAAAGAG